This is a messenger RNA of Aptenodytes forsteri (emperor penguin), 5337 nucleotides long. RefSeq names its product major facilitator superfamily domain containing 4B (gene SLC60A2). The record is from RefSeq and is a predicted model, not a curated record. Lineage: Eukaryota; Metazoa; Chordata; Aves; Sphenisciformes; Spheniscidae. Bases 1 to 1527 code for a protein of 508 amino acids. The transcript is spliced from 3 exons.
AUGAGCAUCGCGGUGCUGGGGCCCACCUUCCAAAACCUGGCCGCCAACGUCCACAAGAACGUCAGCGACAUCUUCUACAUCUUUGUGGGCCGGUCCCUGGGCUACCUGGGCGGGUCGGUGCUCGGGGGGGUGCUCUUCGACUGCACGAACGCCCACCUCCUCCUCGCAUUAUCCAUGUUUGGAACAACGGUUGGUCUUUAUGGGAUACCCUGGUGUAAGAAAUCCCUGCUGUUAACUGUCUUGAUGUCAGUUAUUGGAGCUUCCAUGGGAAUUCUAGACACAGGUGGCAACGUACUGGCACUGAAUACCUGGGGGGCAGAGGCUGGGCCACAUAUGCAGGCCUUACACUUCAGUUUUGCUGUCGGUGCGUUUGUGGCUCCGAUCCUGGCUAAAAUGGCCUUGGGAGGCUCCGAAUCUAAAGACCUUCCAGUAGCUGAAAAGACAAACCAGUCUGUCCCGAGGUCUGUGCCGACAGCACCGGCUGCAUCAGCCGCGUCAGCACUGAAACACCAUCUUGGUGCGGAUUUUUUGUGGUCCUAUGUUGUCAUAGGGACCUAUCUUCUGCUCGUUUCUCUCUUCUUUUUUAUUUUGUAUUCAAAGGGCAGCUCGGCUCGAGACAAAUCAAAGGCUUCUUUGCAGAAACGCAUGUUUGCCAAAUACCACUAUGCCCUUAUUAUUCUCCUGUUCAUAUUCUUCUUCUGCUACGUGGGGGCGGAGGUCACUUACGGCUCUUACAUAUUUACUUACGCAAAGGUCUUUGCCGAGAUGAAAGAAAACGAAGCAGCCGCUUUGAAUUCUGUCUUCUGGGGUGCGUUUGCCGCUUGCAGAGGCGUGGCAAUAUUCUGUGCUGCUUGCUUGUACCCUGGCACCAUGAUCCUGCUGAGUAUCGUAGGCUCUGCUGUCUCCUCUUCGUGCUUGGCCUUCUUUGCGAGGUACCCAGCCUCGCUGUGGGUUGGAACCGCUGUGUAUGGAGCGUCAAUGGCCACCAUCUUUCCCAGCGGCAUUUCCUGGAUAGAACAGUACACGGUCGUGCAAGGAAAAUCGGCUUCUCUGUUUGUGAUCGGCGCCGCGCUGGGCGAGAUGUGCAUUCCUGCCGUGGUGGGGUAUCUUCAAGGAAGGUUUCACCACGUUCCUGUGGUUAUGUACACUGCCUUGGUGACUUCGGCAAUGACAGUUAUUCUCUUCCCUCUGAUGUACAAAUUGGCCAACUCUCCCGGUGAGAGCCACUUGAAAGAAAUGAGCGAGAGCGAGGACCGGAAAGCUUUGUUGUCAAACUCGGGGCUUAAUGAGGAUGAAGAGGAGGAGGAGGAUGCGGGAGAGUGGAACGAAGCAGACUUUGAGGUAAUAGAAAUGAACGACACGCUGAGAAACUCUGUGAUAGAGACCUCCCGUAAGAUACCCGGGGACUCUCCAGCCAAAGUCUCUCUCCAGCCCCAUCUGGACGAGGUAUUGCGCGAUUCUCCAGUGGUCGCUGGUGGCUCCCCUGGGAGAAAAAAUGUGAAUGUUGACCGGGAGAAGAAUGAUUAAAGUAAAGGCUGACUUUCUUUUAGUCAGCCUAAAAGAGGAAAUGCAAUUGAAUUGUAGCUGUUCUUGUAAAGUGGUUCGAGAAGCCUUUUAUAGUGGCGCAGAGCUCAGCGUGUUCAUUUCUGUGUUUGUCCGGCCCUUUCUCCUCUUUCAUCUUCAGUCUGCAGCGAUGUGUCUCGGAGUGGGGAAGUCCACCGCGAUGUGGCUGGGGCAACGUGCUAAAACGUACAGACUAUACUGAAAAUCUUAAAACACAAGAGGCGUUUUCUAAAUGUGAGGCGUGCCUUUAAGUCAUGUAUGCUGUAAUAAGAACUAACGGGGAAAGAAGGGGACCGCUCAGACCACUCAGUUUUUUGGGGGUGGGUAGAGGGUGCAGUUCCGAGCUGCUCGGUCACAAGGUGUUUUCACGAGAGAGGAGAGAAAUCUGUUAUCUGUGAGGCCGAGCUUUCUUAUCUCAUGAAAAGAAGAACGUUUCUACCCCAUUGAAAGGUGGUGUGACGUAAACCAGGAAAUCAAGUCAAAUUUCAGGUGACACCCAGCGGCUGUAAAUCGGAUAGCCUGUUGGCAAGGGAUUUAAUUUUCUGCUUCUGUCACUAAGACGAGAAAAAAAUUUAAAUGAAUUUUCAGGAGUGGAACCAUGCCUUUGGGUCAUUUAAAAGCAGUGUAUGGGAAGGGGGACAAAAUGGGUCGUAUUAAUCUGCUAUAAUGCUUAACUCCGAUUUCCUCGUUGAACAGUGGUGACAAAUCUAAAUAGUCUAAAGUACUUGGGAUUGUACUUGUGAUUUUAAUUACUGCACUACCACUGAAAUCAAGAAAUGUAUGAAGAAGGUGAUAAAAUUAUAUAUAAACAGAUUACUUAAUAUAUGGUAUUGACAUAGGGCUGUGAUAUUUUUAACGCAGUUUAAAUUAAGGUUGUAACAACUUUUCUGGCUUCCUGUGCCAAGACUUCAACAUCGUGAUGCGUUAAAAUGAAAAUUUGAGAAUGAGAGGGAAUUACUGAUGAGACAAUCCUUUCAGGUUGUACUGUACGAUCACUUGCCCCUGGCCAGUUGGAUCGGUGCCAUUUGGGUUUUGUUUCUUUUGGGUGCUGACUUACAGGCAGGCUCUUCCUCGCGGAGCAGCAGUGGUUUGUAGGUUCAUCGCUGCUAAGCAGGAAGAGCUGGGAAGGACCAGUCAUGCCAGCGAGCCCUCCCCGGUAAGAGGGGAAAAAAGCAGCAGCUAAUGGCAAAAACCUGACUCUGGAACAGUAGUCUUGCCAUUUGUCUACUUGAAGCUCCAAAUUUGUAGGUUAAGUAUUUCUUUUAAGGCUGUGUGAUCAGAAUGUGCUCAUGUUUGGGGUUUUUUACUUUGCACUGUUACGAGAAUUUUCUUGCCGAGAAGUUUAAUUUACUAACAGAAGAGCUCUAGCCGUAGCGUAGCACAGAACCUUAAAUGUUCAGUGUGUUUUCAGGUCUGUUUUUGUUCCCUCUCUUGUCCUCUGACUGUGCAGCCUAGAACCUCGUGGCUUUUUCCUCUCUUCUGAGAACUUAGUAAGAAGGAGGAAUCAACUUUUAGUGAAAAUGUGUAAUUUUUUUCAUCUUGCCACGUCAAAGGGUCUCUCUCUCCCUCUGCUGUCAGCACUUAAAUGCCAUUGUGUUUUCACCCGAUUCCUUUUUUUCCUUGUGUGUAUGCGCGCUUCAGCGGCACCUUUUCCAGCGCAAUGCAUGAACCUGCACUUUAAAAUACGGCCUUGUUUCACUUGCCGUUCUCUUUUUUGCUUAAAAUAAGUGCUUUUAAAUAUCAGGCCAAAGCCUGUUCUAGGUACGUGACAGCAUUUGAUCAACAGGAGUUAAGUCUGUAUGGCCUUGCGUGUUUAGUUAGUUUCACAUGGUAACAAAUGAAGUGGCGCGGCAGAGGUGGUGACUUAAGUGAGUGCAGAUUAAGCCUGCCUUCCUUCAGCUGUCCCUCUCCCCUUUUUCCUCCUGCAUGCCACAGCAGCUGCUUUGUGUCUGUGGAAAGUAGGGGUGUUAGCUGAUGGUAAGGACAAAUCCUGCUGGUGGAUGGGGGGGGAGUGGUAACUGACCCCCGGGGAGGUCACAGGUUUCCUUUGGCAGAAACUGGGUUUGGUGCAGGACAAACAACAACAAAAGAUAGGGCAGUGGUUCUGUGGCAGCCCCCCGCUGCAACUGCACUCCAUAGGCUUUGCCGGAAUUGACGGCGAUGUGAAAAAGUUUCCUCGUACCUGAGAUUGUGUUGCCAGAAGAAAAUCAGUUUAAGAAACCCACCUGGCAACCAGGAAGAUUUUAAAUAACCCCCAAUUCAUCCGCUAAUUUUUGGAAUGAAAGUCCAAAUUAGAAUGUCCUGCACGCAAGAUUGUUCUCAGGGAUAGUUUACACGUCUUGCAUAAUCAACUACUAAAAAACCCCAGAAAAUGAAUUUAAAGCUGCAGUGGGAAAUACGCUGUAACCUCUUUGAACCUUAGCUACUUAUUGCUUAUAUAUACACAGUUAUUUGUGUUUCUGACCCAACAAAUGUAAAAAUACUGUGCAGAAUGAGGAUUUUUUUUUUUUUUUUUUACUGGCUGUAUUAAUUCCUGCACGAGUCACUUCUUGAAUUCAUCCCCAUUUUCCCCCUUAGAAGCAGGAGGCCUGAGUAGUAGGAGUGGAGCAACGGCCUGGAAUGCCAAGGUAAGAGCAGCCUUUGACAGGAGGUAAAGGAUCCAAAAAGCAGUGGCAGGAAGACAGAGUGGGUUAUCUUAUCUUGAGCAGUACCGUGUAGAGUCACGGCUGAUUGAUACGAGGAGGUCUGUGUCUGGAUGACGUCUAAAUUUUGAGUUGUCCUAGGGAGCGCUUAGAGCCUUCAGUGUCUUAAUUCUGGCUUCAAACUUGAAAUGGAAUAUACUUACAGAACUUGUUCUCCUUAUCCCCUGAAAGCAUGCUUUUAAGAGCAGGGGCUGCCCUUUAAUGAAAAUGAAAUGUUUAAAGCAAUUUAAGAUGAAAACAGCUCUAGGACAUUUCCAACAAUGAGUCCAGCUCACAGCGGUUCCAGCCAGCCUUGAUGUUCACAGCUGCAGCUUUCCUAGUUCUUGGAUUUUCGUGUUCCUCGAGGCUUGUUUUUAGACAAUGAAUGUUAGUUUUUACAUGUUUAAAUUUCCUUCCGAAGUAAGUUGCUUCCUGGCAUAUACAGUUAAAGUGAGGAUCUAUUUACAGUGCCUUUUAAGUUACAGAUCCUCCAGAAAGCUUAAACGCUCCAAACGUACACGUUAUGGGUUGAAAUUACUUGACGUAAACUGUAUUACUUUACCAUUGCCUUGCUUACGCUAGACCAGUCAUCUCUCUGUUGAGGACAAGAGUUGUGGUCCAUGCAGUAGAUUAGAUACCUGAAUUUAUUAAGAAUCAUGUUUUUGUCUAUAAAGCCAGGACUGAGUUGAAGAUGAGCACGCACUUGCCCAUUGACUCCAGUGUUAAAGGCAACCUCUUGCAGUUAAGCAUUGUUUAAUACUUUUAUUUAUCCCCGAAGCACUGCCAAAUGCUGGAUUGUACCACAAGUGCUAAGACGUUAGUCCUGGCGUUUGCACUUUCAUUCUGUACGUGACCAAUGGUAGAAUGCAAGAGUAGGCAAAGUUUUGUGCCUUGAUGGGGUUUGGGUUUUUUUUGUUACGUUGCAUAAAAGCGCAUCGCGACCUGUGGCUGUUCUAUUAUCUAUUUAAUAGUUUUUAUUCUGCUUGCUGUGGGUUUACAUUGUACUGUAUAAUGUGAAAUUUUAACAGACUGACUUGUAUCUUGAAUGUAAUAAAUUCGUAACUGGAAAAGGCACUCAGGUUCCUUGAUGUAA